GAACAGACGUUCGAUGUUUGAUUGUAAAAGUCUACAGUUUUGGAAAAUUCAAUAAGUUCUUUCCACUUCAAAAUAAUAUUACCUAGUUAAGCAAUUAGCUAGAAUAAAAGUUAGUUAUUGCUUAGCUUUAGAUUUUUAAAAUAAAAUGGAGAGCGGCCGGAACAGCGUUAAUAUGGCUGAUAGUGCUAGUGAAAGUGAUUGCAGCGUGGAUGGUGGUCCAAUAAUGAUGCCACCAUCUCCGGUAUCCAGAGAACAACUUCAUAAACGCAUCGAAAGUCUACAACAACAGAACAAAGUUCUAAAAGUUGAAUUAGACACUUAUAAACUCAGAGUCAAACAGCUGCAGGAGGAAAAUCGUUCACUGAGACAAGCUUCAGUCAAUAUUCAAGCCAGAGCAGAACAAGAGGAAGAAUUCAUCAGUAAUACCUUGCUGAAAAAAAUUCAGGCACUCAAAAAAGAAAAGGAAACUUUGGCUUUAAAUUAUGAACAGGAGGAAGAGUGCCUUACAAAUGACUUGUCACGGAAACUCAAUCAGCUGCGACAAGAAAAGGUUCAACUUGAACAGACACUGGAACAAGAACAAGAAUGUUUGGUCAACAAGUUGAUGAGAAAAAUUGAAAAGCUAGAAGCUGAAACCCAUGCUAAGCAAAACAACUUAGAACAGUUAAGACGGGAAAAAGUUGAACUUGAAAACACUCUAGAGCAGGAGCAGGAAGCACUUGUAAAUAAGUUAUGGAAACGAAUGGAUAAACUAGAAACAGAAAAGAGGAACCUGCAAAUUAAGCUUGACCAGCCAGUAUCAGCUCCUCCGUCUCCUCGAGACACAAACAAUGGGGAUAGUGCUCCAACAAAUUCUACUCCAGAGCAGCUAACUUCCCAUAUACAGUGGUUGCGAAAUGAAGUUUCUCGUUUGAAACAUCAGCUCACACUUUCGUUGCAAGAACAAGAGGAGAAAAUGGCACAUUAUGCUCAAGAAGAAAAACAUAUUCGAGAAGAAAACCUUCGUCUCCAGCGUCGCCUUCAGAUGGAAAUGGAGCGACGGGAAGCGCUUUGUCGACAUUUGUCGGAAUCGGAAUCGAGCUUGGAAAUGGAAGAGGAACGUCAUUAUAAUGAACUAACUGGAUACGGUCAUGUGGGGUCGUUGGGAGUUACGGUCACACCUGUCAAUCGUUCCCGAACCACUUCAAGCCCAGUUCCAUCAAAUCGACCCCUCAGCCCCAGUAAUUAUUGGUUAACUGUUUUAAGUUCCAUUGUUCAACCGUCGGUCUCUUUAAUCGUGUGGCACCCGAAAUGUUAUGAUUGUGCAGGUUUGCUGACGUUCAGCAGAGAAGGUCUGGUGGGUGUGCCAACUGCACCAUCCUCAAUCAGCACUGGGCGAGACCCGUUUAGUCCACCAAGUCCAAUGGGUCGAUGCCCAACGUGUUCACAUGCAAUUAGCGCACCCUCAUCCUCCCCGCCUCAUGCGGGUUUGUCUACUGGUAUCCCGCGUUCUCUUAUACGGAUAUCGCAAGAGAGAUUUGUAAAACCAGCCGUCCCACCACAAGCCGCACCUACACAUAUUCCUGCGUCACCAGCUACUUCUACUUCUCAACCUCGUAGUAGCUCUGGAACAUCUUCGCCUAUGGACACUUCAUCUGGACGCAUUUAACCCAUCUAAUUAGCUUUGGACGUUUUCAAUCUAUUUAUGAAUAGCGUCAGAUGCUACAUUGUGCGAAGAAGUAACAUGUCUUAUAUUCCAGAAGUAUCCCUUCAGUCAUACACCAUGUCGGUGAAGCAGUUACAACUUGUUUCCAUACUCUACCUUUCCCCCAGUCUUUCUGUAAUUCUGUUUUUUUUUUGGCUUUGGAAUUCUUAUUCUGGAGUUGUUUGGGUUUUGCAGAUUUACCAAGUGCAAGUGAAGAGGUAUCGAGCAUCUUGAUUUGAAUUCAAAUGUUCAGUUUUCCUUGGAUGUCUUUGAAUUUAUGCUUUAUUGCGUCCUCCUUUCUCGUGAAUUAAUACGAAAGAAUAUUGUAAAGGGUCAAUUAAAAAUCAUACGUUU
Molecule: messenger RNA, 2038 nt
Organism: Daphnia carinata
Lineage: Eukaryota; Metazoa; Arthropoda; Branchiopoda; Diplostraca; Daphniidae
Product: coiled-coil domain-containing protein 6-like
Exons: 7
Coding region: 146-1648 (500 amino acids)
Source: RefSeq, a predicted model, not a curated record